Molecule: messenger RNA, 2729 nt
Organism: Antechinus flavipes (yellow-footed antechinus)
Lineage: Eukaryota; Metazoa; Chordata; Mammalia; Dasyuromorphia; Dasyuridae
Gene: NSUN7
Product: NOP2/Sun RNA methyltransferase family member 7
Exons: 12
Coding region: 287-2071 (594 amino acids)
Molecular function (GO): methyltransferase activity
Source: RefSeq, a predicted model, not a curated record
CCCCGCCUCUUACGCGUCCCGCGGCCACUGUGACCGCGAUUCCCGUGUUGUAGCUAGUGUCCGGCCCCGUCCCCUAGUGCGGCAUCCACCUCCUGGCUAGGGAAGCGUCAUCACCCGCCAGCUUCGGGUGUUCUCCCCGUUCCCGCGAGGCUCCGCCCCUGCCGAGCUCCGCCCACGCGGCCCCGAGGGCGUUUCAGCCCCACGAGCUCCUUAUCCCCUCAGAAACCAUGAUUCGGAAACGAAGAUCGCCGCCGCUGGCCGCGGAGCCCGCUAAGCCCGCGGACUCAUGAUUGAGGACCCCGACCCGGGCCCCGACUCAGGGCCCGAGGGGAGGACGCUCAGCUCGCCCGACGAGCUGGAGUUCUCCCCUAACUCAAGCCAACAUGAACUCUCGGAGCUGUCGGCCCUGGAGCUCUCCGAAAUGGUGGGCCCCAAGGAUAAGAACCCCUGCAUGCCGGAGAAGAGCGGCUACCGGGACACCGUGUACGUCAAGGCAGCCCACAUCUUCCAGGGCAUCCGCCUUGACAAGAACCCGGACAAGGUGGUGCUCCGCUACGGCGAAGAGCCGCCCAUAGACCUGCCCGACUUCGAGGACGAGACGAACCUUCGUCUGUCUUACGAGCUCGCCUUCAGCGCCCUGAAGUAUCAAGAUAUUUUGGAAAAUAUAUUAAUAGACAGCUGUUUUUAUCCAAAUGUAUCAAUACCAGAUGCUUUGACAAGCCUUGUUGUUGUGAUGCUGUAUGACUUCCAAGACAGAAAGUUUCAAAGUCGACUUAUUACAGAUGUGGAACAGUCAAUUUCAGAAGUUCAGGAAGUAGAGAAUCUUCUUAACAGUUUUAAAACAAAAUUGGCUGCGGCACUGGCAAGAUGUCGAAUUAAACAUGAUGCUCUUUCAAUUUACCACAUUCUACCAGAAACUGUUAGAAAACAGGAACAAAGAGCUUCAACUUUGCCACUUUAUGCUUGGGUAAAUACUUGCAAAAUCAGCCCUGAAGGUAUCUGCGAUGAUUUGAAAAAAGAAGGAUACACCAGAGUCAAAUCUGCACUUGACUUUGAUUGUAAAUCUUUUUGUAUGGACCAACAUUGCAGUGAUGUUAUAAUUUUCCCAUCUCAUCUGAAAAGUGAACUUCUUAAUAUAGAGCUUUGCACAGGUUAUAAACUUUUGUUUCAGGAUAAAUCUCGAAGUCUUGCUGUCCAUUCUGUAAAGACCCUGCUGAAUAUGGAUGAUGAUAUAUUACUGGUCAACAUGGGUUCCUGGUAUACUGUUGCUCAUAUGUCAACAUUGACAAAUCAAAAUACUUCAAAAAUAUAUGUGUGUGGAGUAAAAGCACAAACUAAGGAAUCUGAACUGCAGGAUCUUUUUACAAAUAUGGGAUGUAGAAACAUUGAGGUGUUAAAUGAAAAUUUUACAGACAUAGAAGCAAAAGAUCAAAGAUUACAGAAAGUUAAAGUUAUUCUUCUACUACCUCGCUGUUCUGGAUUGGGUGUUAGCAAUCCAAUAGAAUUUAUUUUAAAUGAGAAUGAAGAUGCAGACUUACUUAAAGAUCACUCUCAAGGCGCUAUUGCAAAAGAUAAACUUCACGUUCUUGCUGAAAAGCAAUAUGAACAACUGAAACAUGCAAUGCAGUUUAGUAAAGCACAAGCAAUUGUUUACUGCACAUGUUCAGUUUAUCCAGAAGAAAAUGAAGUUGUCGUUAAAAAAGCACUGGAACUUGGAGUCGAAGGGAAUAAAGUACAACCUUAUAGGCUCAGUCCUCCUGUACUUCCACUAUGUUCUGCAAAAGAAAUCCAUUCAUCUAUUGAUAAAUUUUUCAAAGUAGAACCAUCUGAAAUUACCAAUGGUUGUUUCCUUGCUGUCCUAACAAGAGAGGACUCUCAUGACUGGUGUGGAGCCUGUAGAGUAGAAAGAAAUGAGAGUCAGGAAGACCUGGAUUGGAGUCCAGGCUCUCUCUCUAAGUUGACCUCAGGCAAGUCACAACUUAACUGGAAUUCAGAGGGGUCUUUUCUCCCAAUCUGCCACCAACUUUAUCUCACAAGGUUAAUGAUGCUCAAAAGAGGUAAUGAUUUUUAGUUUUGUUACAUUUUAGGUAUGUUAUAAAUGUAAAAGGAUUAAUAUUAGAAGCGGGAAAAAUUAAAUACACAGAUGAUCUUGAUAAUAUAACACUCAGUAAGUUUAGAUUUUCCUGUUAAGUCACAUAUUUAGAUAGAAAACAAAUGGGCAGAAAAUAAGAAUAUUUCCUCCAUAUUAUCUUGCAUUAUUUUGUUUUGUUCUAAAUUGCUUUUGUAAAUUUUAAAACAAUUUUCUGUGGCACAGAAAUCGAUAUAUCCUAUUCUGUUAUUGAUAUUAAGAAAAAAUGUGAUAGACAAACUCAGGUAGAGUAAAAUAUCAACUAGACUGAGAAGAACCAGGUGCAGAAUCUCAACUAAAAGAUGGCUAAUGCAGAGAAGAUGUCACCAAGUGACCAAUGUAAAUGUAUGUGACUGACAUUGUGUAAAUGGCAUUGCUUCAAUUAUAAAUGGUAUUGCAUAAGAGAUCAAGAUCAAACUUUUAAGGAUGAAAGGUAUAGAUUGGUGUUUUUCACUUUAGGUGUUUACAUUGAGCUACAGCAAAUUGCUAACUAACAUUCUAACAUUCUCUGGUUGCAUUGUUCAAUGUAAGGCAGAGUAUUGGAAUACGUCCCACCCAAAAUGCAUCAUACUUUCUUUGUGACACUCAUUUGUUUCUCAUU